AUGUCAGGGUUUAAAAGAUUUUGCAAAAAAGGAAAGUUAACGGAUGAAGAAGUACGCGAAUUGCUAUGCAAUAGCGAUGAAUUUCUUUACAAUAGCACUGACGAAAGUGACACUGACACCGAAAAUGAGAGCAAUGAUAUACAGGGAACGUCUAAUAUGCAACAAAUUUUGCAAAAAGAUCAAGACUCUGAAUCUGACGAAGAUAUUGAACUUGAAGAAUCUAUACAUGACUCUUUUGUCAAAAUGAUGAAUGAUGAUCAGGAUAUGGAUAUGAAUAUAUAUAACGAACAAUCAGAAGAGCUCAAUUUAAUGCCUUCUACAUCCUCUUUACAAACUAGUCCUAUAAAUGUUUGGUCUACAUUUUCUUCUGAAUUCAGUGGUGUAAAUAUAAAUCCCAAGUCUUCCGAGUUUGAAAAGGUUUUGUGGAAAAAGGGUAACCUACAAUUUAAGAAAGAGCAAGUUAAAUUUGGGGGAGAUAUAAGUCUUCCAGACAAUAUAAAAGCAUUGGACACCCCAUACAAAGUUUGGUGUCACUUGUUUCCAAAAUCGUUGGAGGAACAUAUAGUUAACGAGUCUAUAAAAUAUUCAGGAAUAGAUAACAUAAAUUUUAGCAUAUCGGAACUACGUAAAUUUAUCGGAAUUCUUUUUUAUAUGUCUUAUUAUAAGCUUCCAAAUUCACGAGAUUAUUGGUCUGAAAAAGAAGACCGUUGCGUUAAUAUUAUAAAAAAACAGAUGAAUAGGAGGCGCUUCGAAAAAAUUCGAGAAAUUAUACAUUUUAAUGAUAAGGAUAAAAAACCUUCUCGAGAUGAUCCUAAUCGAGAUAGACUUUAUCUGAUCAGACCUAUUAUUGAAUCACUCAAUAGAAAUUUCGGCUCCGUUCCAAAAUUGAGCAGGUUAUGUGUGGACGAGCAAAUGUGCUCUUCGAAAAUUGGUAAUUAUAUGAAGCAAUAUAUGCCUAAUAAACCGAAAAAGUGGGGCUUUAAAUUUUAUGUUAUGUGCGAUACAAUGGGAUAUGCAUACAAAUUUGAAAUAUAUAAUGGAUCAAAUGAAAUUUGUGCUGAAGGAGAACCGGAUCUUCAACCUUCUGCGAAUAUAGUUGUGCGCCUACUUCGUGAAGUACCCAGAUUUAAAAAUUAUGUAGUGUACUUUGACAAUUUUUAUACAACAAUACCGUUGUUAGUGUAUUUGCGUUCACAAGUGUGUGCCACCACCACUAUUCAAGAUGACGUCGAAAGUGAACGUCAAUUAUUGUUUGAAUCUUUAAUUUAA
Messenger RNA from Lucilia cuprina (Australian sheep blowfly), 1269 nucleotides. Its product is annotated as piggyBac transposable element-derived protein 3-like. Bases 1 to 1269 code for a protein of 422 amino acids. The transcript is spliced from 2 exons. The record is from RefSeq and is a predicted model, not a curated record. NCBI's taxonomy places the organism in Eukaryota, Metazoa, Arthropoda, Insecta, Diptera, Calliphoridae.